Telopea speciosissima is the source of this 821-nucleotide messenger RNA. RefSeq names its product high mobility group B protein 7-like. The transcript has 7 exons. The record is from RefSeq and is a predicted model, not a curated record. The coding region runs from base 70 to 660 and encodes 196 amino acids. NCBI's taxonomy places the organism in Eukaryota, Viridiplantae, Streptophyta, Magnoliopsida, Proteales, Proteaceae.
GAAAUACGUUCUCUCUUCUGUGUGUUUCUCUCAACCGUUCCGUCUAUCUGUGUUAGUGAAAGAGAAGAAAUGGCUGGAUCGACAUCGAAAUCAAUCCCCCCUAAAGGAGGAAAGAGGGUCGAAGUCGAUACAAACGUGAUGAAGCGUGCGAAGGAUGGAAGCGCUUUCACCAGAUGUGAGGAGUGUAACAAAGAUGUUCCAGUGGUGCUCAUUGACAUGCAUAAUUGUAGCAUUGAGUCUAGAAUCAAGAUGAAGCUAGAGGCUGUAGAGAGGGCUACAGAAGUGAAGAAACCAGCAGAAAAGAAGAGGAAACCUGCAUCAUCAGAACCAAAAGCAAAGAAGAGCAAAUCUGGGAAGAAAGUGAAGGAUCCUAAUGCACCCAAGCGCCCUCCAACUGCCUUCUUCCUCUUUAUGGAUGACUUUAGAAAAUCGUACAAGGAAGAGAACCCAGAUGGAAAGGAUGUCAAAGUGGUUGCAAAAGAAGGUGGGGCUAAAUGGAAAUCCUUGACAGAUGAGGAGAAGCAGACUUAUAUUGAUAGAGUACAAGAGCUCAAGGAAGAGUAUGAAAAGGCUCUGGAAACCUACAAGGAGCAAGGUAAGCAAGAGGAGGAAGAGGAGCAAGAUGAACAAGGGGAUGCAGGUUCAGAGAAAGAAGAGUAGAAGAUAUGGAACAUAAUUUUGGGCCCUAUAUGAAUAGGCUUUGUUAUCCUUGUAAAUGUUUAGGUUAGGUUUGGAGUAGUCACUAGUAAGCUUUGUUUUCCUUAUAGUAUAGCAGUCUCUCUCUACUCCAAGGGGGUUAAAAUUUGACUUUUAACAGUUUA